This is a messenger RNA of Aethalodelphis obliquidens (Pacific white-sided dolphin), 1074 nucleotides long. Its product is annotated as histone H2A type 1-B/E. The transcript has a single exon. Lineage: Eukaryota; Metazoa; Chordata; Mammalia; Artiodactyla; Delphinidae. Gene Ontology annotation, molecular function: structural constituent of chromatin; DNA binding; protein heterodimerization activity. The coding region runs from base 104 to 496 and encodes 130 amino acids. Gene Ontology annotation, cellular component: nucleosome. The record is from RefSeq and is a predicted model, not a curated record.
UUUGACAAUUCCACCCAGCUCUAUAACUGUCAUCUUGUUGCUCCUUAUAGAACAUUUCUUUUUCGCUUUUCUUGUGGCUGUUUUUCCCCUGCUAGCACUCAGUAUGUCUGGGCGCGGGAAGCAAGGAGGCAAAGCUCGCGCCAAGGCUAAGACCCGGUCAUCGCGAGCCGGGCUCCAGUUCCCCGUGGGCCGAGUGCACCGCCUGCUCCGAAAGGGCAACUACUCCGAGCGGGUCGGUGCCGGGGCCCCCGUGUACCUGGCGGCGGUGCUGGAGUACCUGACGGCUGAGAUCCUGGAGCUGGCGGGCAACGCGGCCCGCGACAACAAGAAGACGCGUAUCAUCCCGCGCCACCUGCAGCUGGCCAUCCGUAACGACGAGGAGCUCAACAAGCUCCUGGGUCGCGUGACCAUCGCUCAGGGUGGCGUCCUGCCCAACAUCCAGGCUGUGCUGCUGCCUAAGAAGACCGAGAGCCACCACAAGGCCAAGGGCAAGUGAAACGUUUAGCAGUUCUUCAGUCCCCGUUCCGAAAAUCAAAGGCUCUUUUCAGAGCCACCCACUUUUCUCCCGGAAAGCGCUGAAAUACUUCGUAAGUGUAGGAGACGUGUUCAAGUCUUAAUGUGUAGUUCCGCUUAAAUUUUGUUUAUAUUAGCCUGUUAAAAGUUUUGCGUUUAAAAAUGGGAAACCGCUCCCAGGUUUGCCACAAAGGGGCUAAAUUGUUAGCCGGUGGUCACAUUUUAUGCACCAUAAAUUCUUAGAAAAAUUCAUGAAACUAGCUUUCUGCCAUCCCUUUAACUGAAAAGAUGCAAUACGUUUGUAAACUCACAUAAAGAACCCCUGUUAAGGGAAUUCUGUGUCAGGACAUAAAUUAGGGCUUUUGGGCUAUGGAUAACGUAUAUGUAUGUAAAUGACGAUACAGACCAUAAUGCCUCAUGUUGAGUGGUGGUUUUGCAUGUACAUGAGGUAUAUACAUUAUUACAUAUAAUGUAUAGUCAAAGGAACUUGGUGUCAAAAAGUAAAAUAUGAAUAAAAUAAAUGCGAGAACAAAGGAGGAAUAGCUGACCAAUGACAUGUCU